Molecule: messenger RNA, 11305 nt
Organism: Blastomyces dermatitidis ER-3
Lineage: Eukaryota; Fungi; Ascomycota; Eurotiomycetes; Onygenales; Ajellomycetaceae
Product: patatin-like phospholipase domain-containing protein
Exons: 4
Coding region: 9120-11222 (700 amino acids)
Biological process (GO): lipid metabolic process
Molecular function (GO): triacylglycerol lipase activity
Source: RefSeq, a predicted model, not a curated record
GCACACCACAACAGUGACUUUGAAGCUUGAGUGACUCAAAAUGCCCGCACUUUCCAACAAGACACUCGGGGCAAGGGCUUAAAAGGAACGAGUCAAGAACGAGGAUUCUCUUUAAGGAAAAUCAAAUUGACUGCACAGGAAUAUUACGAAGCCCGUGGCGAAGUGGUCAAAGGAUCACGUCUUUUGGGUUCAUGUGCACGGAGAGAACUGGGCGGGGGGGUGUUUUGGGUUUGGUCACCGGGACAGCCCCAAGGGAAAAAAGGCAAAAAAGAAGGCAGAAACUAGAGACGGACUGUGGAAAACAGAUACCCGUCUCCGACAAGAGAAGAAUGAAAAUCCACAAUACAAUACAAAUAAUCCCAACACGAUGCUGCUGGGCUUUGGGGGAAGCGGGAGAGAGAAAAGACCGAUGAGGUUCGUCGACUCAAUUGGCCAGUCAACAGAAGGGAAGAGGGAGAGAGGGAGAGGGAGAGAGGGAGAGGGAGAGGGAGAGGGAUAAGUGUUGGUCCUAGCACGAUUCCUCCAACCGAGUUGUCCGCUGUUCAAAAAGAGACAGGGUAAAGGGAAAACAAAAGAGCAGAAGAGAAGAGAAGGGAGAAAGGAGGAAGACGAGAGGAAGAGGACGAGGUGGGAAAGAUAAAGAGGUGGGUGUGCGGGAUAGGAACCACAGGGAGGAGGAAACUACCCAGAGCGGAAAACACUGAAAGGGAUGAUGGGCUGGUCAAGAGCUGAUAUUUCUUACUGUGUAUUUCUCCAUACUACGUACAUAAUUCACCUCGCCGCCGCCUCUGAUUGGGGAGGGGCAGUCAGCCAAGGGCAAGCCUGCACCGUGCAUGGGACCGGACUGCCAGACGAGGGAUUUGUAGUGGAUGCAACAGGCUGCAUACGGGCAUGAUAGCGCCAGAGGACCGCCCCCUUCACACUAGCUGCUGCACGCUCCCAACUGUUAUUUAACGACUGGCACUCGGCCUCCCUCACCCAGCGCAGUGUUACGGCGCGGACUUUGCUAUCUUCGGAGCCAUUCUCGGAGGGGCCCUCGUAGGCUGGUUAAGCCUAUCUUGGGAAGGAAACAGCGAGCUGGUGGGGCUUGCUUGGCCUGUCUUGUCUGCCCUCGGGCCUGCGCGUGUGGUUGGUGGCUGGCGAAAUUAAGAGUUCUUAGGCUGGUAGUUGAACGCCGCUGAUGUACCGCGAGGUACCCAUCAUUAUUUGACGGAAUUCUUCCCUUCAUGUGGCACAAAUCACCCACAUUCACGCGGCCAACCACUAAGAAGGUUCACGAUGCAGAUGAUCACUCCAUGGAUUCAACAUUCACCCAAUUGUUCCUCACUUCAACUCCCCCUCGUUCCCACAUGGCCUAGGAAUGACGAUAUAUAUCAUACAUAUUUAAUCACCUGGCUCAUGGGAAGCCCUGGAAUAACCCUACAAUGUGUUGAUCUGUUGGCCACCCUUCUGUUUCCUGUCGUCAUCCUCAUCAGAGUCAUCACCCCCCCUCAAAAUCAUUAGAUGUGGUGGUUAUUGACUGCGUAAAGAGCUGGCGAAACGACGGCUCUUUAUCCUGGUCAGACAGUUUCGUUAUUUUCCCCUGGCGCCGGAACUGUAUACGGGAUUACCCAAUUUGGUCAGUCUGGGAGUUUACUUACGGUCAUUCCCAGACUACCAGUAACUUUUCCUGUGAAACGGGUUUCGCCAAUUCAGAAUAAACAUGCUCUCUUCCCAGUGGUUGACAUUAAAAAAUAUCAAUCCAACUCAAAGAGAGAGAAACAAAACAGCGAAGCUUCGUUCGAAACUUGUCCCACAAAACCGAGGCCGUACGAGGGUUGAGGUGAAAAUUAAAAAAAAUUGGGAAGCUGUCCCGUCAGUUUGGUUUCUUUCUAUUCAUGAAAAAACCUAACUAGCCAGUCCAGCACACCCAUUGAAACGAGACUUCCAUGGGACAAGAUCAUCCUGCACUCCCUGCACACUACGCUCAGGUGAAAUUGAUACUACUAGUCGUGCCUAGGGCUACAUGGUUCGGUCUUCGAAGUCAUCGAGCUGGUGAGUGGUGACACCUACAAUGAUGAUACGAUUUGAUAAGGUUAAAAUUUUUAUAAUGGAUCCAUGCUCCUCAAUCGUUCAGGGAAUAGAUAGUCCGUGAGAGAGUGGAGAUUGCUGUUCAUGAUUUUCUUUUUCGGACUUCUGAGGACUAUAUUAUUCUUGCCGAGUUGGUUUGUCUUCGCUUAUCGGGUUCUUGCUUGAAUCGGCUGGCAGAUACAAUAUUCGUAAUCCUGUUUUCCAACUGUUCGACCUAAAAAGGAAAAAGAAAAAAUAUAUUAUCCGAUGGACGGGACGGACGUGAGCAUGUUUGAGUUCACCAAAGCUCUGGAGAGAGCCCUUGUUGCGAGCGGCUGUGGGCCCGCUAACUCUAAGCGCGCCUACACUUCAACCCACCUUUUGAUGACGUUAUUGGGGUUGGUUUUGCGGCUCAAUCCUUCCCAUCCCCGCUUAAUCAAUCAAUGAUGUUCCGAUAAGAGGAACAUAUCAUCCCGCCGGGACAAGUGGCAUGUCUCCAAUAAGUUUCGGUCAGAACAGAGGCGCCAAUAAUUAAGUUAGGGUAGAAAAGACCCAACAGACCAAUUUUACACAAUAUGGGUUCCGGAAAGAGAGACAGGAAUUUGUCUUAACCACAUAACUUUCAGCAGAAAUUUGGAGUUACAUGGAGGUACAUGUACAAGGGCCUCAGUAACAGCUUUCAUCGCUCUGAGAGGAGAUUCAGGAUACACUCAAAACUAGGCAUGUAAGAAAUCAUACUGGUUGUUUCCAACCCGUGGUGGUUUGACAUCGAUUGAUUAAUCCUGCAAUAUUCAGCUUACCUCGCGCAUUCAACACAAACCCGCCCUCAAACCACCAGUGGUCCCUCUUUUGGGUGUCACAAGGCUACUUUUAUGCUGCGACGAUGAAGGGACCGGUGGCGAAAUACUGUUCCUCAAACGUCAUUCGUCGGCGGUGGUUGCUAUUCUCGCUAAGGCUAACAUGAGGAUAGCUAGGUAUCGCCGACGUUGGAAUAAAGAACCAUGACAUUGGUUCAUUUGAUUGGGAACACUCCCAAGAGCCAAAUACACGGUAAAUUUAUUCCAUCAAGUUUGACAAGAGACGAAGAGAGUUGCAAUAGUAAUACUUUACCUAGGUAUGUUGUCCGGUUAAUAAUACCAGAAGCACUAAUGUGAUAUCAUGCCAGGAGAUCGCUAAUAAGCCGUCUACAAAUUUUCGCAAUUUUUUUCACGAGUCUCAUGAAUUAUGCAACAUGUCAGACAAGCCACAAGGCUAGGGCGCUUACACUGAUUUAAUUCGAGGCUGGGUAGCCAAAGCGCUCCCACUCACAGGCUGGUCGAUCCCCGUAACUAGUGCAUAAAUUAUCAGCACCUCAUCGCCAUAUUGUGCCGCAUAAAUACAUACAACCGGAAUUGAUUCACAACUAAUCGCAGUGAGAAAGUCAUGUUGCGCUAAUUUUACGUGCAGAAUAACACCCCCGUCUGAUAAUUAUAAUAAUUAUAAUAAUAAUACACAAUACUAAAUUCCGGCCCUUGAUUGAGUCUGACAUUUCUGCAUAUGCGGGCGGAAUAGAUAUGAUCCGCUGCGAAUGGCAGUCCCGGUUCCCUUGUCCUCUUGUUCUACCGUUUUACCCCAUUUGUCAAGGCGCAGCUGCGUCCGAGGGCAAGGCUGCGUGUCAAUAAUCAGAACAUUAAUAAUAGAUUGAAAAUGCAGUAAGCAGAUAUCAAAAGCUCCCUUCUUUAUUUCUUCACCGCUAUUGCUCCGCACGGCGGUGCUGGUCUUCCACUUGCUGCGAUUUGAUGACCACACCCAUCAAAUUGUGCCCCUCUCUAACACAUCCGACCCUUGUCUCCAUGGAUGCGGGAUAUCCCUCCAACAAAGACAAUAUUAUUUAAGCUUUUGGUGCACACUGACAUCGGCUAACUAUAAUGAGCAGUGCGUAAACGAAGGCAACGAAGGGGGUCCGAAAUCGCUGCUCACUUUCCAGUACCCACACCCACAAUGUCUAAUAAUAAUUGGACUCGUCAAGCUAGUCCGGCGGUUGCAUUUUCACAAAAUGUUGUGAUUUUCCAGAAAUCUGGAUGAUCCGACAGCCAAGGUAUAUAAUAUUAAUUUAAUCAGAUAAUCCGUUUUGCACGGCUCUGUUAUUAGUGAUAUUGGUUGAUCAGGCCGUGCCAUACCUUGGGAUGGCAGGAAGAAAUAAAAAUAAAAAGAAAAAAGAAAAAAGAAAAAUUGAAGGAACGAGAAGGAAAGUUCUCAAAAGCCAAGAUUGAUAGUUAACUAAGUUAACUACCUAACUACCUUUUUGACUAGUGACAAACACACUCAUGUGGAUUAUCAACAACCCAGUUCGCCAGAGCCACACACGGUUUCUGUUCCAUGGCCUUAUAUCUUUCAAAUCCCAGUUGGUUUCCGCUACCUCCAAUAAUUAAUUAAAUAAUGGUUAUCUCGCCACUUUAAAUGAUAGAGAAAGACGCCAUAGACUCAUCACCGUGCAAUUUCUAUCAAACUCUCCCAGGACAACUACUCCAAACCCGAGAAAAUCCACCAGGGCCACCACACAACAAUCGCAAACAACAUGAUCUCAAAUAGUUAACCUAUUGGCUAAUUUAUCUAUUGUGGAGCCACGCCCAUAAAUAGCUUACAGCGCCAGGGAAGUUUCUUCGCCCUCUUGUUCAUAUAUAUCUACUACUCCGGUGUGGCUUAUCUUCCGCCAUUUUACUACACAUGGCUUUGGUCCGUGCCAUAGAACAGCGGGGAAGAAUCAACAAGAAAAGGGCACAAGAAGGAUUUUUCCUUUUGUUCCCCUUUUUCCUUCCCACCUUCUUCUCUUUUCACCAGAGCAGGAAACGUUUGGUCCUGAAAUACGGAGAAAAUACAGGAUAAUGCAACAGGGCUAUAUUCUGCGGUUACCGCGGCGCGCUAACCAAUAGCGCUUCCACCGUUCAAACUAGAUGAAAUAAGCCCCACCCUAACCUUUUCAAGAUUUUCGACACCAAAUCCUGCGGUUCAUCCUUGCUGAUUUCUGCGCUAUUGCUUAGUGCAUACAUCCACAUCCACAUGCACAUACAUAUGUACUACUGCGCAGCAACCCGGCAUUCGAAUAUCUUACCUCCUUGGUCGCGGGUUUCCUGUCGGCCCGCGUGGCCCGGAAAUUAGCGCUAGCUCAUCUGCCAAUACGCCCCCCUGGGCAACUAUAAAAGAACUUUCAAACCAGCACCUCCGCUCUCUGCACAUAACGACAUACCAUUAACUCUGGGCAAUAGUGGAACAAGCUAUGAAGGGAGCUCGAGCCCUCCGAAUCCUGCUAUAUACAGACAAACUGCCACUCAAUUCAUUGUACGGAGUAAUGCAGCGCUGGUUGUUGAGAAGAUCUAAGGUUGGAUCGGGAAUGUGUCUUGCAGGAACUUAAGGAGACAGCACGAUUGUUGACCUAGGCAUACUAGUGCUUCCAACAUCCUCAGGAAUAUCACUAGCCUUCAAAAUAAUGAAGUAGUAUGAACACAUGAAAUGGCAUAUCGUUCCACAACAUGGCUCAUCAUUUGGUUUUUGACUCGUUCUCACGCCCAAUUAUCGAUUUCCGGACACAUGUUUGCUCAAUAUAUCCAAUUCCGAAAAAUUUCAGACACGAAAUUUAUGUCCAUCCCAAUAUAUCUAGACGAUUUCCCCCAAUCAUCCCACGUGACAGCCAUGCCAACUUCCAAGGUUUGACCACACGCCAUGCUUGAAUAGUUGGUGAAAUUAGAAUCCUGGCGCUCCAUCCUUUACUCACGUGGAAGAAGGAAAAAUAUAAAAUUUGAGAGAACUGUAACAUGUGUGCGUACGCAUUCGCACAGUAAAACGUAUCGGAUUUUAUGCAAGCAGUGGUUCAAACUGUUUUGCCUGAAUGAUCACGGUUGGAAAUCCCUGACACCUUGGCUAUUUUGGCCCCUGUUGCCUAAUUUUUCCGAGAGGCCGCGACCCCCCCAGCUGCUGUGCUUAGCGUUGUCAUCCUGCCUCUGUACAUGAUGCGCCCCUCUGGAAGUCUUCCCCGGCAAUACUACAGCGUAGGUUGACGUUUUAUCAGUCUUGGGAGUCUGAAAUGCACUCCUUUCACCCCACCUACCCAAGAUAGAGGCGAAGGGAGAGUCUUGUGUCCAUUCACCUGGGCGUGGAAUUUCGGAUUGUGCGAAGCCUAACCGGUGUUAGUUUGUGGGAAGAGGAAGUCUGACUGGUAUCUGCCCUGAGACUGUGGCUGGGAUAUCAUGCUUAUAUUGGAUUGAAGUAACCACCGAGCGAGCUGCCUUGGCACUUUCUAGUCAGGAGAGAAAAUCGACGAAAAAUAAAAAUAUGAAGACAAGGUACUGGUGAAGAAACUUCCCAAUCAUGAAUUCAGGACUUUGUCAUUUUCACUGGCAACGUUGCCCCAACCCCCCCUAUCUUUGCCGAUGAUAUUCGAUUUUCCGCAUUUUCAUGCCCUUCUCCCCCGCUUCUCCUUCACUAGACUUGUGAUGAGAUGACCUGGGGGUCGUCUCCCCCCGGUCAACCAACCUUCUUCUCUAGUGUGGGGUCAAUUUUCGUCCACCCACCCCGCUCAAAACGACAAGUGGUUGCUAGUUGGUUGAUUGUGUUUCAUUGCAUGGAAAUCAUUGAGGCUAGUCACUAGUAACUAAGUGAGGAGGAUGCAGCAGUAACUAAUGCAAACCAGUUAACAUUCCUUCUUCAGGAAUCAGCACGGUGUGCUGCCCGGUGUGCGUUUGAUGAGACUCCACUAUUAACUAACGACGUUCAAAAUCUCUCCAACGUUAGUCGGAGUUUAACUGGAUUGAAUCUUACUAAGUGUAUAUCCAGUUGAAUAUGAUAAACAACCUACUUGAUCUACCCCACAUCAUUCUUUGAAUUCCGUGCUUUUGGCAGCUGGAUGAUCAGCUCUCAGAAACAACUUUCCGGUGGCAUUGUGUGAUAUGGAAGUCUUUAAGGAAUAGGGCAAAAGUUUGAAUCUCGAAUACAUGGCCAUUUCGUCUAUCGCCGUUUCUGACUACCUACGGAGUACUUUAUCGUUGAGAUGGGGCCAACAUUAGGGUUGGAGGGGUUGGCGUUAAUCCUUGAACUUCGGAGAAAACAUUUUGCCCCAUCGCGAACUUCACCCUCUUUGACCUUGGCCCCCACGGGGAAGCAGAUGCCAAGCCGACCCGUGUGUUAAAGGCUGACCACGCUUCGCACUCGAAUUGCAGUCAGAUUUUGUUGGAAUGGUGGGGGGGGGGGGGGGGGGGGGUAUGGGGGUAUGCGAAUGGCAUGGAUAGAGUGGUGGAAAUAUAUUUAUGGUUAUUGGCGGCAGGGUAGUUAGCCUCUAAAAGCGUCACGGCGAGAGGUUGUUGGCUAAUCCUAUGAUUCAUCGUGAGAUUAAAUUGAUUGACAUUGCCUUAGCCGGUAGUAAGGGUUUUGUUCAUCAUUUUAGCUCGUCGUUGGUAGUAAGUUAUCGCGGAUAUUCGUCAUGUGAGAAUAUCACCUUCGAUCAGGACUAUUGUGAUAGGCCAAGUAAUAUAUAGUUAUGACGGUCACCAUCCGACCUGAACCAAAGCUCUCCUUCACCUAUCGCUUUGCGGCCUUCUAAGGCUAUCUCUCAGAGAUAUUAUGGACCAAUUUAUCGAAAAGUUUGCGGCUUCCCAUUGAUUAACGGUGAGCACUAAGCCCCAUAAAAUCUAAACCUGCGGGUAUGAAAAUAUCGAAAACUUGUGCGAAUCAUGACGCUAUCCCCGGAUCACAAGUGUAUCUCAACUGCGCGAUGACGUCGCAAGCAUAUCUGUCAAUGUCCCAAUUGAGCAAUUUGGCCAUCUGGUAUUUCGUAUUAGGUAAAACCGGAGUGAAUGCGGGCACAUAUAUCGUUAUUAAACAUCUGCGGUUGGCAAUAUCCUCUUUCCAUUGUGCGACACUCUUUUUCAUCGGUAACUUAGCAAACAAACGGACGUUACCUAGUAGAGUAGUGGAUAAAUACUAUGCUUCCAAUACUUGGGGCCUCAGCAUACAAUGGACCCGCAAGUACUAAUUUUAAAAAUUGUGAACUUGGAUGAAAAGGAGUAAAUAUGCUUUUGGCACCGAACAUUGUUGGACUGAAUAUAGGUGGCGCAAGGCUUAGCUGAGCUGUAGUUAGACUUUUCUCGCCGUCUGUCUUUUUAUUCUUAUUAUUCGCUUCCAUAGGGUAUGAUCAUUUCUUCUCAAAUGCAUGUAUCAAAAAUGCAAGUAUGCAGGCUCUGCCUCUCAUAUUUUGAAGGAUGGUGAUCUGGGAAGCUCGCAGGACAGGGACCUAGGUGGCUGGCUGUGUCCUCUGUCCCGAUUUGAAAAAUAUUCCAGGCCGCACUUUAUCCUCCCUUCAUCUGUAUUUUCUUUUUCUUUUCCUUCUUAUAGUUUUUAAAGCUUUGCAAUCAGCAUUCAUUUGUGAUUGUAGUCCUUCUCUCAUUUUUGACGCGACAGAUAUCUAUUUCGCUGACAUCAUUGGCACGGAAUACCCUGUGGAAAGCUAGCCACGGGCAGGUUAAACCUGCGACAGCGGAGCUUUGUUCACCGUCUUUUUAUAUCUUUGCCUGCAUCUGCUCCCCGUUCAUGUCGAUAACUGAGUUUGAUGUGUCACAGCUGUAUAUCAAUGAAUGUAGUGGACAGACCAGUGGCGACGACAUCCUGAAAUCGGUCAAAUAUGUAACAUCUCUCUCGCCCAGGUUAUGUAUACGCAGCGUAAAGUAUGAGCGGCUUUAAUAGUUUCCUGUUGCAAUUCGGUUUAUACCACCUGUAAUGGGAUGCUCACAGCUAAUAAGCUUCAACGAAGGGAUUAUAGGCCCAUAUUAACAUUGGGGGGGAUAUGACAGAGGUCUCGGCCUUGAUAAUAAAGUUUCAUAGAGCGGUAAUAAACAUUCGGGCUGCAGGCAUGUCACGUGAGAUAGGUGGCUGAAAUAUGAAAUGACGCUGAGCAUACUCCGUUAUGACUUGACGUGGCUGUGCACUUCAACCUCGAUUUUGAGAAGCUAUCAGCAGUUUUUGACGUUACGUUAGACCUGCAAAAAUGGAUUGAUUCCAUUUUGAGAAAUAAAUUUUGGAUCGAGUGUACGUGCGAAAAAGGGAUGGGUUCAUCGCAGGAGGAUGAGGAGACCUAUGGGCUUCCCGACUUCAACAAGAGGUUCAUCAAGGACGAGGAGCUCGAGCACUUCGAGAACGCCCUCAGCGCGCCGGAAGCUGCACCUCUCGUUGCGAUUAAUGACUGGCGCCCCAUACAUCAGAGAGUGCGGAAACCAGGACAGCGUCGCAAGGCCAACAGAACAGUUGACGAAACGAGGGAAGGGUAUUUGUAUACAAUCCUAAAAUGGCCCUUGCUUUCGCUCGCCUUGGGUUGGAUUUCGGUUCUCAGCGUUCUCUACAUUCUCACUCGGCUAUAUAUUUACCUCUACGAGCAUUUAAUCACUUGGAGAGGAAAGAGGCAAACGUUGAGAAGGCAGAUGAGAACUACAAGAAACUAUGGCGAAUGGAAGGAGGCAGCCAAGAAGCUGGACUCCUAUUUGGGGAAUGACAAAUGGAAAGACGUGAACGAGUAUGCAUAUUACGACCAUGGAACCGUCAGUAGGGUCAAAAGCCAGCUGGAGGCGCUAAGGGCCAAGGUGGAACAAUCGCAAACAAAGGGCGAUGAUUCUGUAAAGCUCGGCCCGUUGCUGGAAGACCUCCGUGUGUUGCUGGAAGGAUGUGUCAAGCAUAAUUUCGCCGGUGUUGAGAACCCACGUCUGUACAGCGAGACAUAUUUUGGAACCAAGCACCUAGUUCAACAAUUCAUCGACGAAGUACAUGCCUCGUUGCAGCUCAUCCUUAGAACCAAAGAUAUCCCUCAGGAGACGAAGGAAGCUUUUUUCAAGCACCUGGAGACUAACUAUGGUCGCACGGCGUUGUGUCUUUCUGGAGGAGCUACAUUCUCAUACUAUCAUUUUGGGGUCGCCAAAGCUCUCCUUGAUAAUGGUGUGCUCCCUGAUAUUAUUUCGGGGACUUCUGGAGGUGCCCUUGUAGCCGCGCUGGUAGCAACUAGGACCGAUGAGGAGCUUAAAAAGUUACUUGUACCAGAGCUGGCCUAUAAGAUUAAGGCCUGCGAAGACCCGUUACAAGUUUGGAUACGGCGAUGGUGGCGAACGGGAGCUAGGUUUGACACGCUCGACUGGGCUGAAAAAUGCAGCUGGUUCUGCAGAGGCUCUACUACAUUCUUGGAGGCGUAUCAGCGCACCGGACGGAUUUUAAACGUCUCAUGCGUUCCGUCGGAUCCUCACUCUCCUACAAUUCUGGCAAACUAUCUCACAUCGCCCCAUUGUGUCAUAUGGAGCGCAGUCAUUGCCUCCGCAGCUGUUCCCGGUAUACUAAAUCCUGUCGUGCUGAUGAUGAAGAAGCCUGAUGGAACGCUCGCCCCCUAUUCCUUUGGCCAUAAAUGGAAAGACGGUAGUCUCCGGACUGACAUACCGCUGAAGGCAUUGGAUAUACAUUUCAAUGCCAACUUUCCUAUCGUGUCUCAAGUUAAUCCCCACAUAAGUUUAUUCUUUUUCAGUUCCAGGGGGAGCGUUGGCCGUCCUGUCACACAUCGUAAAGGCCGUGGUUGGCGCGGGGGUUUCCUAGGAUCGGCCACAGAACAAUACAUUAAAUUGGACCUCAACAAAUGGCUCAAAGUCCUCAGACAUCUCGAACUUCUUCCUCGGCCACUGGGUCAGGACUGGAGUGAAAUAUGGCUGCAACGGUUCAGCGGAAUUGUUACUAUUUGGCCAAAAACUAGUCUCUCUGAUCUAUAUUACAUCCUGACUGACCCUACCCCGGAUCGAUUAUCGCACAUGAUACAAGAAGGCCAACAUAGCACCUUCCCGAAGAUACAAUUUAUCAAGAACAGGAUGAAGCUCGAGAAGGUAAUCUCCGAGGCGCUGAAGCGCGAUGGUCGUGCUUUUGCUCGCCAUAUUAAUACGCCUUUGCCACCUGAAAUUGACGCAUCCGCCAACGACGGUGAAUUGGACCAACAGGUUGGUAGCUAUUUGCAGGAAGACUUGGAUAAGUGGCAGGAUGGGUAUGGCGGCACAGGCAAUGCACGAGUUCCAGAGUCAGAUAAUAGACCGCAUCUAAAACGUCGCAGCAGCGUUCUUGAAGAGAUUCGACGGCAGUCAGCUGUUUUUUUCGAUGACCUUGACGAGGCUGGGCCGAGUGAGGAUUGAACAGCUGCUAAGAAGUCAAGAAAGAGGGAUGAGAGUUGGAUGAUUGAUUUUUUACAUCCUGUGGGACUGUCUGAAUUUUUUUU